This is a messenger RNA of Xenopus laevis (African clawed frog), 2039 nucleotides long. RefSeq names its product C-C chemokine receptor type 1-like (gene ccr8.L). The record is from RefSeq and is a predicted model, not a curated record. The coding region runs from base 134 to 1192 and encodes 352 amino acids. Lineage: Eukaryota; Metazoa; Chordata; Amphibia; Anura; Pipidae. The transcript is spliced from 2 exons.
CCAUCUUUGAAUCCAGAUGCAAGAGGUGAAUCAGAUAUAGUACUCUUAAACCGAUGGCGCGCUCGAAAUUAUGACGUUCAACGUGGGGAUAUUGUGUCUUUAGUAUCUGUUUUCUGGCACAGAAGGAGCCAAAAUGAAUGUUACAGACAACAGCAUACUAGAUACAACAUAUGAUUAUAUCUAUUCCGAGUCCACUGAAACUUUUGAGAAUUCUGGAACUUUCACUUUUCACUUUCUGCCUGCACUUUAUUGCCUGGCAUUUUCCUUUGGACUGGUGGGAAAUGUUUUGGUCAUCUUGGUACUGGUAUAUUAUAAGAAAUUACAAACAACCACUGAUGUUUAUCUCUUUAACAUGGCAGUCUCAGAUCUACUGUUUGUUGUCUCACUUCCAUUUAUUGCCUACACAAUCAAAAAUGAGUGGAUAUUUGGAAAUGCCAUGUGUAAAAUGUUAUCUACCAUAUAUUUUGUUGGUUUUUUUAGCAGUAUAUUCUUUAUAACUGUUAUGAGCGUAGACCGCUAUUUUGCAAUAGUCCAUGUUGUAUUUGCCCUUAAAGUUAGAAAUGUGAGAUGGGGGUUUAUUAUUAGUAUCAUAGUUUGGGUUUUGGCACUUUCCAUUUCUACUCCUAACUUUAUAUUUCAUAAAAUAGUGAUGACAGAUAAUUAUACAGAGUGUGUCCUCUCUUAUCCAGAGAACAAUGAGCAAAAUUGGAAAAUAUUCUGCAGUCUCUUAAUCAACAUUUUUGGUUUAGUUAUUCCACUUUUUAUAUUGUUAUUCAGUUAUGUUCACAUCCUUAAAACAUUACAGAACAGCAAAUGCAAGCAGAAAAGAUGUGCAAUUAGAUUAAUUCUUAUUGUUGGCAUUGUAUUUUUCCUUUUUUGGACCCCUUAUAAUGUAGUUGUUUUUUUAAACAUCUUGCAAAGCUCUGGUACAAUUGAUCUUGAGGCUGAACAGUUGCAAACUGCUACAGAUUUAACACACACCUUAUCUCUGGUCCACUGCUGUUUAAAUCCUAUCAUUUAUACAUUUGCUGGAGAAAAAUUCAGGGUGUAUCUGCGCUCAAUAAUUAACAAGCCACUGAAAUGUAUGCACUCAAGUAGGCUUGUGGGAUCAUAUAAAGCAUCAGUGACUGAUUAUGCAUCUUCUACCUCAAGAAUAAGUAAAGGUUCAUUCUCAUCAGAAUCAAUUCUGUAAUUUAGUCUCCUGAUAAAAAUGAUUAACAUGUGGACUUAAAGCAAACAGUGACUUAAAUAUAAUAGAAUGGAUAUGUUAAGGAUGUGAGCCCGUACCACAUUGCCUUGGUUAAGACAUUAACUAUAGCACUGCCAAAAACAGAAUAUGGAAAGGCUCUAGAUGCCCUAAAUAUGAAAGCGUUUAUGGCAGCAUUACACUGAAAAUUUCACCUAAAUUAGGCAUUUCUGUGGAGUUUCAACUCCAUUGAAAUGAAUCAGAUGAACCAGGCACAAGUAUAGUAAGCUUACACAAAAACCAGUGUAGCUACAAAAAUUGCACACAAAUGUACAUCUUGCACAGUUUUAUUGGCAAACAGUGCUUUCUAUGCAACUUUAUUACACAUCUUCUUGCAUUGGCUUAAUAAUUGUGCCAGCCUUUACAUUGUUUUAUAAAUAUACCCCUCUGUGUUUAAAGGCAAACCGAGAGCUUAUUAGUUUCGAGAUUUAAAAUUUGUCUCAAAAAUACUACUUUUAUUUCUUUUAAAGUUCAUAGAAAAAAGCAUAUUUUCCUCCAAUAUAAUGGAACAGAAGUAUUUUUAAAAUAUAUUGUUAUAUAUAAAUAUAUUGCAGAAUAUAUCUGAUAUUAGCUGCAAGUUACAUUUUUUGAUUUUCUAAUAUAUCUUGUGUUUUUUCGGUGUGGUCAUUUGUAUACUGUUGUAUACUACUCUUGCUUAUGUCUUCAGGAACUUGUAAAAAAUUUAGUAAAUAAGUUUGUGUUGUCUUCUAUAAAUGUGUUUGUCAUUCAGAUGAGAUAUUUUUGAUUCUACACAUCCUAUGCUAGUGACUAUAAAGCUUUGACAUUGCCCUCA